This is a messenger RNA of Anastrepha obliqua, 5559 nucleotides long. RefSeq names its product protein polybromo-1 (gene polybromo). The transcript has 3 exons. NCBI's taxonomy places the organism in Eukaryota, Metazoa, Arthropoda, Insecta, Diptera, Tephritidae. The record is from RefSeq and is a predicted model, not a curated record. Gene Ontology annotation, biological process: chromatin remodeling. Gene Ontology annotation, molecular function: chromatin binding; protein binding. The coding region runs from base 66 to 5033 and encodes 1655 amino acids. Gene Ontology annotation, cellular component: RSC-type complex.
UAUAAAUUACUUGUUCAUUUCAUGUUGUUUGGUGUGUUUUCGUGUUUUAUCUAAUUUUUAUAAAAAUGAUGAGUCGCAAAAGACGUGCAAGUUCCAUUUCAAGUAAGCAGGAUGAAGAUCCUCUACAAAUGGAUGAUUCCACUCCAGAGCAAUCACCAGUACUACAAACUUCAGCACGAAAAAAACGCCGGCCAGACCCGUCUGAAUUGUGUCAGCAGCUGUACGAUUCAAUACGAAGCAUUAAAAAAGAAGAUGGCGCUCCACUAUGCGAUACUUUUAUACGUGCACCAAAACGGCGUCAGGAGCCUUCAUAUUAUGAUGUUGUUGCAAACCCUAUAGAUUUAUUGAAAAUUCAACAAAAAUUAAAAACGGAUUCAUAUGAUGAUGUAGAUGAAUUGAUGCAAGAUUUCGAGCUGUUGGUAAAAAAUGCUAAAGCGUUUUACAAGCCAGAUACUGUUGAACAUCAGGACGCUCAAGCGCUUUGGCAACAUAUACUUGUUAAUAAGCAUAGAUUAUUAGAGUCGAAUGGUAUUGUUGAGGAAGAGCCUAAGGCAAAACGUCUUUCUCGAAAUCCAAGGCGUUUGACUGGGUCAACUGGUAACAAUGGUGGAGCCGACGUGGAUAAUGAAUCUACACGCCCCGACGAUGAUUUAAAUCCAUAUGAAGAACUUUUUGCUGCUGUAAUGACAGCAGUAGACCCAACCAUGAACGAUCGACCCCUUCAUCGUAUGUUCCUUCUACUACCUUCUAAGAAGAUGUAUCCAGAUUACUACGACGUUAUUGAGCAUCCCAUAGAUUUAAGAUUAAUUGCGACUAAAAUUCAGAUGAAUGCAUAUUCCAGCCUAGUGGAAAUGGAGAGAGACCUCCUACAAAUGACGAAAAAUGCUUGUCAAUUCAAUGAGCCUGGUUCACAAAUAUAUAAAGAUGCUAAAACUCUUAAACGACUGUUUACACAGCGACGAGUAGAUAUUGAGAAUGGUAAAGUAAAGCCCUCAAGACGCAUAAAAACUCUUUCAAGUGCUGCAAUUUCUGCCAUGAAAGAAGAUGUGGACAGCUCUGACGAUGAAGAAACGAGUAAAAAAGGGGAAGGCCCCAUGUGGACACUCUUUGAUCAUUUAUAUACUGCUCCCGGUUCUUCCGAGCACCCAGGCGCAACAGGACCUCCCCUGGGUACUUCACUGUGGAAAUUGCCAGUUCGUCGUUUUCAUCCCGAGUAUUUUGAACUUAUUAAGCGCCCAAUUUCUAUGUGCCAAAUACAUACUAAACUUAAAAAAGGAGAUUAUGCAAAUAUAAGCGAUCUUACGGCUGACCUGUGUCUUAUGCUAGAUAAUGCAAAAAAAGCAUUUCCUCCAACACAUCGCACUCAUAAGGAUGCUGUAAAAAUGUUAAAAAUUAUGAAUACAAAAUUAGUCGAAGAAUCUUUGGAACCGGAAACCAGCGAUAUGGAAGACGAUGGCGAUGUUGACGGGGAUGGGGAAGAUACUUUGAUAAGUAACAAUGCACCACGUGAAAAGAAAAAAGGGCGCCCACGUAUUAAUUCUAACAGCACAAGCGCUCCAAAUACACCCAAUAGUAAUUCACCGAAGUCUAGUCGGAUUCCAAUAAACGCUGCAAUAAAAAAGAAAAUUUUAAGUAUACAAAAGUACUUGGUUGACUUUACAAUAAGUAAUCGAAGGCCAAUUGAGUUGUUCAUGGAGAAACCUCCAAGAAAAAUUUAUCCCGACUACUAUGACAUUAUUCAAAAUCCGAUUGACAUGAAUACGAUUGAUCAUAAUAUACGUUGCGAUAAAUAUGCUACAGUAGAAGAUGUCGUGGCGGACUAUCGACUUAUGUUUUCUAAUUGUAGACAAUAUAAUGAAGAAGGAUCCAACAUAUAUGAAGAUGCUAAUAAUUUAGAAAGGGCAUUGAAUGAAAAGUUAAAAGAAUUUCCUGGUUUGGCGGAUAUAAAGAAACCGUUACAGAAAUUGGCGAAACCUAGCGGCCGUAAAAAGACAGCAGUGGUUGAUAAACUAUGGCAAUUUUACGAGACAAUAAGGGAAUACCAAGAACCAAAAGGAAAACGACAACUGUCAUUAAUAUUUACCAAACUUCCCUCGAAAAAUGAGUACCCAGAUUACUAUGACAUUAUAAAGGAACCAAUUGAUAUGGAGCGUAUAGCGCAAAAAUUAAAACAAGGAAGCUACGAGACAGUCGAUGAAUUGGGAGCUGAUUUCUUGUUGAUGCUUGAAAAUGCUUGCAAAUACAAUGAACCGGACUCACAGAUAUACAAGGAUGCACUGGUACUACAGCAAUUGACUUUACAAUUGAAACAAAGUUUGCGCAGUGAACAAUCAUCCACUCCAGAUGUUGCUUUAGCUGUACAGGAAUUGUUUCUUGGUUUAUUUACCCAGCUCUAUAACCAUCAGGAUGAAGCUGGAAGAUGUUAUUCCGACUCCUUAGCUGAAGUUCCUGAGUAUGAUGAAAUAACCGAUACAAACGGCAAAGUGAAUAAAAUACGAGGAAUCUCAUUAGAUUUAAUCAAACGGCGUUUGGACAAGCUUGUCUACAAGCGUUUAGAUGUUUUCCAAGAAGAUAUUUUUUCAUGCCUCGAACGGGCUCGACGUUUAUCGCGAACUGAUUCCGACGUGUUCCAGGAUUCUAUUGAACUACAGAUGUUUUUCAUUAAAAAACGUGAUGAGUUGUGCAAAGAUACAUUCAGUUCACCAGCACUAAUGUACACAGUUGGAAAUUUACAUGCCGAGGUAGAGGUGAUGCGUCAACAGAAGCUUGCACAGGAAGAUCAAGAUCAGGAGGACAAGGACGAAUUGGAUACCGCGGCAAUGCAAGGCGAAAGUAUGACUAUUAACCAAAAGGUAUUUUCGCCUGGAGACUUUGUAUACUUUCAACUACCGGAAAACAAAAUACCUAGUAUUGCAUAUAUUGAGCGUCUUUGGACCACUUCAGAUAAUGUGAAAUGGAUGCACGGCGCAGUUUUCUUACGUCCACAUGAAACGUACCAUGUGACAACUCGAAAAUUUCUCGAAAUGGAAGUAUUCAAGAGCAGUGUUUCUCAGACGAUUCCAAUGGAUAAGGUACUUGGUAAAUGCUAUAUAAUGCAUAUAAAAGAUUAUAUCAAAAUGAAGCCAGAAGGUUUCGCUGAGAAAGACGUAUUUGUGUGCGAAUCGAGAUAUCAUAUGCGAGCGCGAUGCUUUAAGAAAUUUAAAAUUUGGCCCUUUGUUCGUGAAAAUGAUCCUGUUCGCUUUAUAGCCCGAGAUCAGCCAGUAGAGCUGAAAAGAGUAAUGUCGGUUUUUAAAGAACGCAUUGAAAAGCACAAGGGUGAGUUGGAAGAGCUUAAGUUGCAGGAGGCACUGGUGGAAAAGGAGAAGCCCAAUGUGGUAUGCGAUGCACCACCCUUAAAUGGAGAGUCGAACAGUGUUUACUACCAGCAAUUUAAUACUAUUUGUAGUGGUGCUGUUAAAAUCGGUGACUUUGUUUACGUAGCUACGCAAAGUGGAAAACAGUCAAUUGCGCAGAUACAUCAAAUAUGGGAGAAUGCAAACAAAUCUUAUUUCAAAGGACCUUGGCUUUUGACACCCAAUGAAAUAGUGUCUCCAUUGAACAAACAGUUUUAUCGGCAGGAACUAUUGCUGUCAACCGUUGAGGACAUUAGUCCACUAAUAGCUAUUGUUGGACGUUGUGCUGUAUUGGAAUAUGCUGAAUAUAUAAAUAGUCGCCCGACAGAGAUCCCAGAGAGCGAUGUUUAUAUCUGCGAGUCUGUUUACGAUGAAUUGAGAAAAUCAUUGCGGAAAUUAAACACGCCAGGAGGUUUGCGCAAAUUUCAGCACAGUGCUGAAGUGACACAGGAUGAAAUAUUUCAUUUUAAAACCCCUAUUAAACCAAGCAAGGAAGUUAGAAACUCUGAAGCUAGUGAGAAUUUGGGUAUGCUCGAAGAUUCAUUGGACGGAAAUCCGCCUUCUGUAAAUUCGGAUGUAGCUGCAAUAUCAUCUCCAGCACCUUCGGUGUCUUCUACACCAAUGUCAUCGAAAGUAAAGAAUAAAAGCACUAAAAAGAGUCUUACGGGUUAUAUCCUUUAUUCGAGCGAAGUGCGCAAAGGUAUCAGUCAGAGCAAUCCAGAUGCUUCAUUUGGCGAUAUAUCACGUAUGGUGGGCACCGAAUGGAAGAAUUUGCCGGCUAGUGUCAAACAGAGUUGGGAAGAUCGCGCUUCACGACUAAAUGAGGAGUCAGCCGCACGCCGAGAAAUAGAUGAAAGCUUGAAUUGCGCUGGUGGUACCGCUAGUGGUAGUCCGGGUCCCAAUGACCAACAGAAUGGUCACACAUUUGAGUGUCUAUGGGACAAUUGUGAUUAUCAAUUCGAAGACGCCGUUGAUUGUAUGGAACAUUGUAUUCAAGAUGGCACAGGCCAUAUUCAACGUACCGUUUGGCAAGGUACCGACACCGAGUUCACAUGCUUGUGGCGUGGCUGCAUUCGCAUUAAAAAGAAUAUGCAAGCGUUUCCAUCGCUGUUGCGCCUCAUCAAGCAUGUACGGGAGGUGCAUUUAAGCAAGGGCGGAAAAGUUAUUCCCCCAAGUGAACGCAGUAAAAACUUUGUGCCACGGAAGAACCAAAAAAAUGCACAAAUUAUGCAGCAAAAUGUACAAUCGCAAGGGGCUCAAUCAACUAUGUCGCCUCGAGGUGGCAGCGUUAGUAAUGCAGAGAAUGGUGCUGUGUCGCAAUACCCUAUGCAAGUACUGGGACCACCACCGGAGCCAAUGUUUGUUACAGUACCACCAAGGCCUCAGCGUGUACUGCAUUCUGAAGCAUAUAUUAAGUAUAUUGAGAGUUUACAAAAUAAUUCAAAGUCUCAGCAAAAGCCUAACUGGAAAAAUUCACUGAAGACGGUUACACCAGCAAAUGUUGCUGUCAAGUCCGGUUUACCAACUAAUUGGUUGGGCAAAUUUGCUGAGAGUAAUGCCGAAGAUGUAGUGUCAGCCCUUUGCCAUUUACGCAAUUUUAUGAUGAAUGAUGCACUUCAAAUUUAUCGCAGCUCCUAUUAAGUGUCUCUAAAUGUGCAAACUUAUAUUCGCUUAUUUUCGGCAUUGUAUUUCGAUACCUCUCCUUUGGUUUGCGUUACUCAUUUUUUUUUUUGCUUUGCGCUGUUUCUUGAGGAUGGAAAUUAAUCUGAACAUUAACCAGUUAAAUGUGCAUACGUUCUAUAUGUAUGUAGUUUGUAACUUAAAAAUACUACAAAGUGUAGACAUCAAAUGGAAUUACAGUAUUCUUUUUCGAAUACUAAAUUGAACUUUGACAAUUUUUCACAUUUACCAAAAGCUAUUCGAUAUAUGAGGAAUAAGGUAAUAUGGACCUAUAAUAUUAAAAUUGUUUUUUUCUUUAUCGCGUAUAUAUAUAAUCCAUAUUUAUAUUGGAGUACAUGUACAUAUAUAUAAAUAUGUACGUAUAUAGGCGGUAUAGAGUAAAGCUGACCUUCAAUUUUCAUUAAUUCAACUUUGAUGUAUUGUUUGUAUGAAUGUAUUUCGAUAUGACGCUAAUAAAUAACAAUAUGCGAUUAGUAUUCUACAAGUA